This is a messenger RNA of Salvia miltiorrhiza (redroot sage), 2848 nucleotides long. Its product is annotated as DEAD-box ATP-dependent RNA helicase 3, chloroplastic. Lineage: Eukaryota; Viridiplantae; Streptophyta; Magnoliopsida; Lamiales; Lamiaceae. The record is from RefSeq and is a predicted model, not a curated record. The transcript is spliced from 10 exons. The coding region runs from base 120 to 2507 and encodes 795 amino acids. Gene Ontology annotation, molecular function: zinc ion binding; ATP binding; helicase activity.
GUUAAACCCUGUGUGAAUAGAGGUGGAAGUCGGGAGUACCAUACAAACGUAAACCCCUCCACCCUUAUCCUCUCGCUCUCUGCAACACUCUUAUCCCGUUUCUCCCCGCCUCUCUCACCAUGGCUUCCUCUUCGCUCCGUGUCCCCUCCUUAUGCCGGACCAACCCCUCUGUUGAGAAUUGCAGAAAGCCCUCUUCAUCUGCUCCCGUAUCCCUCCAUUUCUCCGCCGCCCACAACCCAUUCAGGCUCUUUUCUUCCCGCCCUAACUCCAUCGUCGGCCCUUCCAUCUCAUUCGUUCCUUCGGCGGUCGCCACGCCCAACUCCUCCCUCUUGAGCGAGGAAGCCUUCGGACUCGGAAGGUUUGCGAAGGGCACCCUCGACGUCAGCGACACCGAGUACGAAUAUUCCGAGGGCGAAGCGGAGGGGAUUGAAGCUGUAGCUGAUGAUGAACUCGAAAUUUCCAAAUUGGGAUUGCCCCAGCGCUUCGUUGACACGCUCGUGAAGCGCGGGAUUAAUAGCCUCUUUCCCAUUCAGAGAGCUGUUUUAAUGCCAGCAUUUGAAGGCCGAGAUAUAAUUGCUCGUGCAAAGACCGGUACAGGAAAAACUUUGGCAUUUGGCAUUCCAAUAAUUAAAGGUUUGGAUGACUUGCAACAAGGAAAAGAUUCUUUAAGACGGGGGCGGCUUCCAAAGGUAUUGGUCCUUGCACCUACAAGGGAAUUGGCUAAACAAGUGGAAAAAGAAUUCAAGGAGUCUGCUCCAUAUUUGAAUACAGUUUGCAUCUAUGGAGGGGUAUCAUAUAAUGCACAAGAGUCUGCCCUUUCCCGUGGAAUUGAUGUUGUAGUUGGAACCCCCGGUAGAAUCAUUGACCUUAUAAAAAAUAACAGCCUGAAACUGGGAGAAGUUCAGUACUUGGUCCUUGAUGAAGCAGAUCAAAUGCUUGCUGUGGGAUUUGAAGAAGAUGUAGAGGUCAUUAUGGAAAAACUUCCAUCACAGAGGCAGAGCAUGCUUUUUUCAGCCACCAUGCCAAGCUGGGUAAAGAAAUUGGCUCGAAAAUUUAUGGACAAUCCACUUACCAUAGAUCUGGUUGGUGAUCAAGAGGAAAAGUUAGCAGAAGGGAUUAAGUUAUAUGCCAUAUCAACUACAGUGACAUCUAAGCGGACGAUUCUGAGCGAUCUUGUGACGGUUUAUGCUAGGGGUGGAAAAACAAUUGUUUUUACACAAACUAAACGAGAUGCAGAUGAAGUUUCUUUGGCUUUAACAAAUAGUAUUCCUUCAGAAGCGCUGCAUGGUGACAUUUCUCAACACCAGAGAGAAAGAACCCUAAAUGGUUUUAGACAGGGAAAAUUCACAGUGCUUGUCGCGACUGAUGUUGCCUCUCGGGGGCUUGAUAUACCCAAUGUUGACCUUAUUAUCCACUAUGAGCUUCCCAAUGACCCUGAAACAUUUGUGCAUCGAUCUGGACGGACAGGUCGUGCAGGAAAAGAAGGCACUGCCGUUUUGAUGUUCACUGGUAGUCAGCGCAGGACAGUCAAAUCCCUUGAGAGGGAUGUUGGGUGCAAGUUUGAAUUUAUCACUCCGCCCUCGGUUGAACAGGUUUUGGAAGCAUCUGCUGCGCAAGUUGUUUCCACCCUAGGUGGAGUUCAUCCUGAAUCUAUCCAGUACUUCACGCCAACUGCCCAAAAGCUGAUGGAGGAACAAGGGGUUGAGGCACUUGCUGCUGCUUUAGCAACUUUGAGUGGCUUCUCCCAGCCCCCAUCAUCUCGGUCUCUUAUUACACACGAGCAGGGUUUGAUUACAUUACAGCUUAUCCGUGACAGUAGUUCUUCUCGAGGUUACCUAAAUGCUAGAUCUGUUACUGGGUUUCUGUCUGAUGUUUAUUCUGCCGCUGCUGAUGAAAUUGGAAAAGUUCACCUUAUUGCUGAUGAAAAGGUUGUUGGAGCAGUUUUUGACCUCCCUGAAGAAAUUGCAAAAGAAUUACUAAAUAGGGAACUACCACCCGGAAACACUAUUACCAAAAUCACUAAGCUGCCUUCACUGCAAGACGAUGGGCCUCCAAGUGAUUUUUACGGGAGGUUUUCAAAUAAUGAAAGGCGCCCUCAAAGAGGCGGCUCAAGGGGUAGAGGUAGUAGAUCUUCUGGAGAUUGGUUGGGUGCUGAUGAUGAUUUUGAGGAUGGAUUCAGAAGUGGUGGUCGCGGCGGCGGCAAUAGGUGGUCCAAGCCCUCAAGAAGUAGUGGUAGCGAUUGGCUAAUUAGUGAUAGUAGGAGAUCAAGCCGGCCAUCGUUUGGGGGCAGAGAUUCAAGCCGAUCACCAUCAUUUGGGGGCAGAGAUUCAAGCCGAUCACCAUCAUUCGGGGGCAGAGAUUCGAACCGAUCAUCAUCGUAUGGGGGCAGAGAUUCAAGCCGAUCACCAUCAUUUGGUGGCAGGGACAGAAGCUUCGGGGGUGCGUGCUUCAACUGUGGGCAAGCUGGUCAUAGAGCAUCAGAUUGCCCUACCAAGAAAGAGUACUAACUCCUCUUGUAGUUGGCAAGUGGAAAGUUGCGUUGCUGAAGAGCCAUCAUUUUGGGUGGAAGCUGGAAACGACUUUGCAGAGGAAUUGGGAAGCACCAAACUCGUCUUGGACUUGCAUCUCCUAACCUCUGCUCUUUACUCACUUGGAAUCUCAUUAUAUAUUAUCCGUUUCUCACAGCUUUGGGUGAUACGUUAAUAGGAAUUAUGUAUCUUCUUAGAAAAUGCAUAUACGAAUCUUCAUUUAAUCACGUUGGUGUCGGAUGGCGACAUAUUCAGGCUUUGUAUUCAGACGGUUUCUACUACUUGUGAGCUUACUCUGAUUGGGGCUUUUCUUUUCUUCA